UCGUCGUCGUCGUCCAGGACGUCGUCCCAACGAGACUGGUUGCCCCGGGCCGACGCUCAAACGCCCUCUUCCUUCUACGUCUCCAAAUUACUUUCAGCCUCCUCUUUCCGCUUCUCUGCGUCAUUUUCCUCCUCUUCUUCUUCUCCUUCUUCUUCUUCUUCGUCGUCGUCGUCGUCAUCGUCGUCGUCGUCGUCGGUCUCGGUGUCCUCGCCAAGUAGCUGCGGCUCGAGCGACGUGCGGUGGUACUCGCGGACCGAGAGACCGUUUUCAUGGACGAGCCACACCGGGUCUUUCGCCUGGACCGUUUUGUUCCUAUUGGUACUCGUGUUCCCCAUUUUCGCGGACCAUCAGAAGGGGACUGCGACGAGUCCCUCCAAAGAAGACGGAGUGUGCCAAAGCAUAGACAUAAGAAACUCCGUGAAUCAGUUCUCGAAACUGAAGGGGUGCCGACUAGUCGAAGGAUUCGUACAAAUCGUACUGAUCGACAACGCCAAGACGUCGGAGUUUGCCAACAUCUCUUUCCCGGAGCUGAGGGAGAUCACCGGAUAUCUGCUGUUUUACAGGGUCAAGGGGUUGCGCAGCAUCGGCCGGCUGUUCCCGAACCUGACGGUGAUCCGCGGCCAUUCCCUCUUCAUCAACUACGCCCUGGUAGCGUUCGAGAUGAUGAGCCUGCAGGAGAUCGGGCUGCACAGUCUGACCACGAUCAUCAGGGGAUCGGUGCGGUUCGAGGCGAACCCGGCGCUAUGCUACGUCAAGACGAUCGAGUGGGAGCUGAUCGCCAAGGCCGGCAAAGGGGAGCACGUGAUCGGGCAAAUGGCAGAAACAGAAAAGGGGAACAGUCCGAGGAACAGCUGCCCCGUCUGCGACAGACACUGCCCGACAAGAUCGACCUCCAAGGACGAGACUCUCUGCUGGAACCAGCAACACUGCCAACGAGUUUGCGACCCGAGCUGCGAGAACAACGCGUGCCACAUGAACGGCACGUGCUGCGAUCCGUCGUGCCUGGGCGGAUGCGACGGGCCGACGUCCUACAACUGCACGGUGUGCAAGAACGUGAUGACCUUGGAGCACGAGUGCAGGGAGCGAUGCCCGGAGGGCACGCUCGAGUUCAUGAACUACCGGUGCAUCGAGGAGGACAGGUGUCUCACGAUGGAGAAGCCGCGCGAGGCGUUCAACGUGAAGCAGCAACCGUACAAGCCGUUCAACGGUAGCUGCGUGCUGCAAUGCCCGCCGGGCUACACGGAGGAGAAGCUCGCGGGGAAGAAGUCCUGCAAGAAGUGCGACGGCCCGUGCCAGAAGGAGUGCGAGGGCGCCAUGGUGGAGAACAUAGCGUCGGCCCAGAGGCUGCGCGGCUGCACGAGGAUCAAGGGCAGCCUGGAGAUCCAGAUCCGCGGCGGCAAGAACAUCGUGAAGGAGCUGGAGGACAAUCUGAGCACGAUCGAGGAGAUCAACGGCAACCUGAAGAUCGUGCGUAGCUUCUCGCUGAUCUCGUUGAACUUCCUGAAGAAGCUGCGGCUGAUCGGCGGCAACGACAGCAGCUCGAAUCACUCGCUGCUCGUGAUGGACAAUCAGAAUCUGCAGGAGCUGUGGGACUGGAGCUGGCACGAGAACAUCCAGAUCAGGUCGAUGGGCAAGCUCGGCAAGGUGUCCUUUCACAUGAAUCCGAAAUUGUGCCUGCACAAGAUCGAGACGCUGCGCGAGAAGGCGGGACUGGCGCCGUUCACCAAGGACGAGGUGGCGCCGGACAGCAACGGCGACAAGGUCGCCUGCAACGUCACCGAGCUGAAGACCCAGGUGGGCAAGAAGUCGCCGUGGAGCGCGGUGAUCGAGUGGGAGCCGUUCAUCCACCACGACGCCAGGUCGUUGCUCAGCUACGUGGUCUACUUCAUCGAGGCGCCGAACAAGAAUAUCACCAUGUACGACGGCAGGGACGCGUGCGGCGGCGACGGCUGGAAGGUCGACGACGUGUUCAUACCGAAGAACACGUCCAACCAGCUGGAGAGGUCCGUGCAGACACACUUUCUCUCGCAGCUCAAGCCGUACACCCAGUACGCCUACUACGUGAAGACCUACACCAUCGCCACGGAGAGGUCCGGCGCCCAGACCAAGCUCACCUACUUCAGGACUCUGCCGGACGCGCCCACCGCGCCCAGGGACUUCAACAUCUGGAGCACGACCAGCGACGAGCUCAAGAUGAACUGGCUGCCGCCGCAGUACAAGAACGGCAACCUGACUUUCUACCGCAUCUACGGCCGCUGGGAGCCCGACGACCAGAAUUUCAUCAACCAGAGGAACUAUUGCCACGAACCGAUGCUGGCGACUGACAAGAAGCACAACUCGCUGGAGGAGGAACAGCUGCUGGCGAGACGGCUCGCGGAGGAGAAGAUGGAGUCGAUGGCGCCGGAGAAGUCCUGCAAGUGUCCGGACCGCGAGAACGAUCAGUCGCAGCGCGAGAACGAGGCAUCGAGCUCGAUCGCGUUCGAGGACGCCCUGCAGAACCAGGUGUACGUGAAGCGGAAGAUGAGGCGGAAACGCGAGAUCGGGAACGCGUCCGGUUACGACAACGCGUCCGGCUACGACAACGCGUCGCCGACCGACACGGACAAGCAGAACGUCGACAAUUCCACCGCCUUCGAGGUACAGAUACCGAGCACGAAUCUCUCGUUCGUGAUGGACAAGCUGCGGCACUUCGCCCUCUACAACGUCGAGGUGCAGGCGUGCAGGGCUCAGGAGAUGAACGACACCUACAAGAAGUGCUCCACGAAGAGCAUGAGGACCUUCCGGACAUUGGCGAAGGAGAGCGCCGACAACAUUCCGCCGGACUCCAUCAAGAUCAGCAUGUCCAGCGAGAACAACAGCCUCACCGUGGUCACGCUGCAGUGGGACGAACCGCCGGAGCCGAACGGGCUCAUCGUCACCUACCAGAUCGAGUACAAAAGGAUCGACAUCGAAAACUACAAACCGAUGGUGAUCUGCAUCACCCGGCAGAACUUCACGAAAGAAAGGAAAUCGUACGUGCUGAGAGGCCUGCAGCCCGGCAACUACUCGAUGAAGGUGCAAGCGACGAGCCUGGCGGGACUCGGCGAGCCCUCGCCGAUUAAAUACUUUUACAUCAAGGAGCCGAACACCCUCGACAUAUUCUGGAUGCUGUUCUGGCUGGUGUUGUGCACCAUCAUGCUGCUGUUCUCCGCGUCCCUCUAUUACAUCCACAGGAAGAAGUUGACGAGGAACGCGGCCAGCUCGACCCUGAUCGCGACGGUGAACCCGCAGUACAUCAGCAUGCCGUACGUCUUGGACGAGUGGGAGGUGCCCAGGGAGAAGAUCGAGAUGCUCAAGUCGUUGGGAAACGGCUACUUCGGCAUGGUCUACGAGGGGAUUGCCAAGGACAUCGUCAAGGGGAAACCGGUGGUGCGCUGCGCCGUUAAAACCGUCAACAAGGACGCCACCGAUCGGGAGCGGAUCGAGUUCCUCAACGAGGCGUCCGUUAUGAAGGGUUUCGACGCCCACCACGUGGUGAAGCUGCUGGGCGUGGUGACGAGCGGCCAGCCGACGCUGGUGAUCAUGGAGUUGAUGGCGAACGGCGACCUGAAGAAGUACCUGCGGAGCCACAGGCCGGACAGCUGCGACGAGUCGAACCCGCCGCCGAAGCUGGAAAGGAUCCUGCAGAUGGCGAUCGAGAUCGCCGACGGCAUGGCGUACCUGGCCACGAAGAAGUUCGUGCACAGAGACCUGGCAGCUCGGAACUGCAUGCUGGCGGAGGACCUGACCGUCAAGGUCGGCGACUUCGGCAUGACGAGGGACAUCUACGAGAGGGACUACUACCGGAAGGGUAGCAAAGGCCUGCUGCCGGUCAGAUGGAUGGCGCCGGAGAGCCUGAAGGACGGGCUGUUCAGUAGCUUCUCGGACGUGUGGAGCUACGGGGUGGUGCUGUGGGAGAUGGUGACCUUCGCGUCGCAGCCCUACCAGGGCCUGUCGAACGACCAGGUUCUGCGGUACGUGAUCGACGGGGGCGUGAUGGAGCGGCCGGAGAACUGUCCGCAACUUCUCUACGAUCUGAUGAAGAAGACCUGGAAGCACAAAUCGGCCAAGAGGCCCACGUUCAUGGACAUCGUCGGCACGCUGUUGGACCACACCGACAGGACCAGCUUCCAGCAAGUUAGUUUCUACCACAGCGUCGAGGGCAUCGAGGCUCGCAACCAGAACAAGACGAAUUCCUCGCAGUCCAACGAGCACCUGGAGCUGUUCACCCUCGAGGACCCGCGCGAAGAGGAGGCGGAGGGCGAGGAGGACUCGCCGCUCCGGCAGGACUUCGGCGACUUCGGGAACUUCAAGCCGGGCGUCAUCAAGAACAGCUUCAGCCCCGGCUACAGGCUCGACUCGUACGGCGAGAACUCGAAGGCGACGAUCAACUGCCACACCAUGAACUCGUCGAACGUCCCGCUGAAGGCCGGCUUCGACGACUUCGACGGCGUCUCCGGGGACUCGAUCGCCUCCGGCAAGGACACCUUGAACCUGCCGUUCGUCGAGGACAGCUUGAAGUCCUCGGUGAAGAGCUCGCCGUUCAUGAACGCGAGGAGCGCGUCCCGCAGCAAUCUGAGCCAGCUGUCGAUCGGCAACAAGUCGGCCAGCCCGAGGAAUUCCAGCAAGAAGAGCUACGUGGGCAGCCCGAACUCCUCGAAGCUGGCGAACCCGGAUUACGAGAACGGCAGCCCGGAGGUCCUCUUGGCGGCGGAGAAGCGGGAAAUGGUGCCGUUGAGGGUCGACUUCCCCUCCAUCGAGGCCAUCGACGUGGACGGCCCCGGUGUCGAGACUAAGGAGCCGGUCAGCCCGGCCGAGUACGCGAACAAACCGGACACCCUGAACAACGGGUACAUCGGCAGCACGACCACGUAGUCUUAACGCGCUCGCGGCGGCGAGCUCGUCGCGGCUCGCGCUCCGAGGAUCGAGGACCGAUGCCCGAAGACCGUUCCAGACCGCCGAACGGCGGAAGAACAAGAGGUCGCCGGUGUUCAGGGAUCAUCGCGGAGGGCAGUGUCUGCGAGACGAAAGUGCGUUUCGGACUCUAGCCGUUUCACCGAAACGGUCGCGUGCUUUCCCGAACGAUGAUUCGAUCGGCGAUGCGGCGGCGUCGCGUCGCCGAUCCGCCGCGAGAUCCGUCGCCGAUCUCGCUCCAGCCCAGCGGGCACGCGGCACCGAUGCCCGUGCCGGAUCCGAAAUAGAUCUUCGACUUCGUUGCGUCAAUUGCUAGCGCGUGAGAUCCUCACGGAAUGCCGUUCGUUCAUGUUACCUGCCCGCGGAUAGCGAUUUAGAGCGGAAAGUAGGUGCGUGUACAGGCGGAGAAGAGCGGAUUGAACGAACGGAGUUCGCGUCCGAUUCUGGAGCAAGGUCGUCCGCCGUCAUUCCGUGACGAUUUGAUCGGUAGAUGGUUGAUUAGUCGAAUCUCCGGGAUGGUUAACCGGUUCCGACUUAACCUUGAUCGAGGCUCGCACGACGACGGUGCCCGUUCGACAACGGGAACACCGUCCUCUGAUCGAACGAUAGAUUCUCUUUUACCCACCUGGGCAGCCGUCGAGGUCCGUACGAAGCGACCGGGUUUUGGAUCUCUCUGGGGAGCUUCGCUCGCGGUUACCCAGGUUCAGCAGACACUGCCUUUUUAACCAGACUCGCGGUAUACAGACGGAGAGUUUCCCGACCAAUCGGAUAGGACUAUGGAUCCGCGGGGCCAGCGGCGUUGCUGGCCCCGCCGGCUUAAUCGACAGGGUCUCGCCGCGUCGAAGAUUUGUACGCCGGUAAUUCGGCUGCGUCGCACGCGCGCCGACUCUGGCCGAUCCUCUCGUUGAAACGGCGUUCGCGUGCCAACGUCGCUCAAGUUCGGCACGGCCGGUUCUUGACGCUGAGUUUCAAGCGCGGACAGACGAAGGCUGACUUUCCUUCUCGUUGCGGAACUUCUCGAGGCAGAUAAGAGUCCGCAACCGGACAAUUUCGCGCUUGCACCCGCGCUGGUCCCGGCCCUUGGCCGCCACGUUUCGAAGGUUUCGCGGCGACCGCGAGAGGAUCGGCCGGUCCAGGAGCCGUGCCCACGGAAAGCAUGUUCCGUUGUAUCGAUAAUAAUUGACAGCCUCGGCGAACCGAGGUGGCAAUUAGGCGUGCAGAAGCGCGCGCCUCGGGGCUACGAUUUUAUAUUUUCCAAGAAUCAUCUCGCCUAGCUGCCACCACGCACGAGCCUCCAGGCUUCUUCGCGAGUACUAUUAUUGCGGCUAGAUUAAAUCAAUCGUCGAUCGUAGACGGAGACGUUACGCGCGCGACCGCCUGUAAGCCCCGUUCGGGCAGUUCGUUCGCGGUAGAAAGUGCGGAGAGCGUCGGCGGAUAUCUCUUCGACUAAUUGUGCGUCUCGCGAAGCACGAGACCAGGCUUCUGUGUUCGAUCUAACGGCGUCGUGCUCUCCCCGUCGAUUAAAAUCGAGCCGGACCCUUUCGCUCCCGAGACCAGCUUCGUGUUGAUCGCUCGAAUCUUCGAUCCGAUUGCUCCGACGCGCGUUCGAUCGCGUGGCUCGAACGUGUCUCCAAGCCGCGAUCAACUCGAGAGAGAGAGAGAGAGAGAGAGAGAUCCGGUUUUAUUUCCUCUGUAAAAUACUUCUCCUAGUUUUCACGUCCGAACUUUUGUAUACUUGAUUUGGAUGAGGUUCGCCGAGCCACCGCGGUCCGGAGAAGCGACGAUCCGCUUGCACAGCUUCUCUCACCGAUAUCAUCGGACACAUUCAACGGAGUCAAUCAGAUCUGGAUCGAGCCUUGAAUUACCUCUGUAACUCGAACGAAAGGGUCAACGCGAUUUAUCGACUGCCAGGCGAAAAGAACGAAGAGUCGGUCGCGCCGUCUCCGCCUCGAUUCCGCUCGGCGGUCGCGAGCAGCCUCGUGUCCCGGGCCGCGUCCCCGGAAAGUUCUUCACACAUGUUCGAUCGUGCAAUAGAGGGUGUAUUGCGGAUAAAUUGGUGCUAAAACGCGGACCAGCCGGACACCGGGGACACGAGGCUGUCUCCUCCCGGAGAGCGGGAAAAGCGAAAAUAAUUCUGAAGCGUCCGGAAGCACGGUGGUGUUGUCACGCUUCCGAGUAGAGAGAACGUAGACUGGUUGUUUCUAGCACGACGGUAGCGAUCGUCGAGGAUCGAUCGAGCAACAAAACGGAUCCGGACGCCCGGUUCGUGCGGCGUUACCGCGACGCUACGGGGGCGUCCGGGCGCACAGUCGCGUCGAGAGCUAGCGUCGGGCACACACGCGAGAGGAGAGAACACGAUGCCACGAGCACCAGCAGCACCAGCAACAUGCGGCAAGCAGCUGAGUCUAGACGUAAAGAGCCUCUAACACAAAGACUGAUUAGCUAAACCCAUUUUAUUAACGCCCGUAUUUGCUGAGUAAGUUUAACGUUAUCGAAUCGAAAUGGUAGAAGUUCCACAUUUACAUAUGUAUACAUGUAUGCACGCGCGUACCCGCAUGCAUAUGUGCGUAUAUAUAUACAUAUAUAUGUACA
This is a messenger RNA of Megalopta genalis, 7524 nucleotides long. Lineage: Eukaryota; Metazoa; Arthropoda; Insecta; Hymenoptera; Halictidae. The record is from RefSeq and is a predicted model, not a curated record.